Molecule: messenger RNA, 549 nt
Organism: Pelecanus crispus (Dalmatian pelican)
Lineage: Eukaryota; Metazoa; Chordata; Aves; Pelecaniformes; Pelecanidae
Source: RefSeq, a predicted model, not a curated record
UACUUCUACGAGUUCCUGUCUUUGCGCUCUUUGGAUAAAGGCAUAAUGGCAGAUCCAACUAUAAAUAUCCCUCUGCUUGGAACAGUUCCUCAUAAAGCAUCAGUCGUUCAGGUUGGAUUUCCUUGCCUUGGAAAACAAGAUGGCGUCGCUGCAUUUGAAGUGAAUGUGGUCAUAAUGAAUUCAGAAGGCAAUAUUAUUCUCCAGACCCCUCAGAACGCCAUCUUCUUUAAAACCUGUCAGCAAGCGGAGUGUCCAGGAGGGUGCAGAAACGGAGGGUUUUGCAACGAAAGACAUGUCUGUGAAUGUCCAGAUGGAUUUUACGGGCCUCACUGUGAGAAAGCACUGUGUGCUCCUCGCUGCAUGAACGGUGGGCUCUGCAUUACACCCGGCCUCUGCAUCUGCCCCCCGGGGUUCUACGGCAUCAACUGCGACAAAGCAAACUGUACAACAACCUGUUUCAAUGGAGGAACAUGUUUCUAUCUGGGAAAAUGCAUUUGUCCUUCGGGCUAUGAAGGAGACCAAUGUGAAAUUAGUGAGUAGCAUCUCUGU